This is a messenger RNA of Vanrija pseudolonga, 3700 nucleotides long. It is a transcript of the gene YPL109C, whose product is annotated as ABC1 family protein, mitochondrial. The coding region runs from base 74 to 3616 and encodes 1180 amino acids. Gene Ontology annotation, cellular component: mitochondrion. Lineage: Eukaryota; Fungi; Basidiomycota; Tremellomycetes; Trichosporonales; Trichosporonaceae. The transcript has 4 exons. The record is from RefSeq and is a predicted model, not a curated record.
CUUGCAUGUCAUGAGCACGCAGCUGGCACUCUAAGCUCCACAUCAACACCCAUCGCACGCAGCAUCCAAACCAAUGCUGCCCAUGCGACAUCGCACGCUGGCAGCGGUGGCGAGGCAGCUCGCCAGGCGUGCCAACCACACCAGCCCCCAGCCGCCGGCAUCGGCAGCCAGCGGCGCGCAGUCACAAGACCAGCAGGCGACGUCGGCUGCGGCAGAGCCGCAACCCAUCACUGGCUCGGCCAAGCUCUUCCUCGAUGCGAUAGAGGAAGAGAGCAACAAGGCGACCUCGAGCCGCGCCCAUCUCAUCCACACCCAGGGCCCCAUCUGGACCGGCGAUGAGUCGACCCACGAUGCCGUCCUCCGCAUGCUCGUCGACGCGUACAAGCCCCUGCGAACGGGUGAAGGGAUCAAGCAUGACGCCUCGGAGAAGCGGAUACACGACUGGAUGAAGAACUACAACCCCGAGUUGCCGAGCCCAACGGGGCAGCCACAGUCACCACCACCACCUUCCCUCAGCCAAUUGUUAUCUACAGAUGGCAGCCCCCACCGCACGACUAUCCCUCCCCAUCUCCACCGCCCUUGGCACGCGACAUAUACCGGCGACAACCAAGUGUUUGAGGGCCCCAAAGUCAAGUAUGGGGAGAUGAUGGAAAAUCAGAGGUCUGACCCAGACGCGCUGGAAAAUCUCAUGGAGCUCAAGCUGCCCCUCGACCCGAAUGGAACGCAGAAGGCCAAGGCUAGGAGUACCCAGCACAAAAUCAAGCUCCAGGGACGACUGGGACGCGCCCGUGAGGGUGCGCUGGAUUAUCGAUUGGGGAUCAGCGAUGGCGACCUCACCGACAUUGGCGUGGAGAACGACGAGGUGGAGAAGUUUUCGGGGAAUCGCCAGAUCCGGGGAAGCAGCGCUCUCGGUGCCGCGCGCGGAGGUGCAAGUGGUAUGAAGGCUUGGGCGGGAUUGGUGGAAGACAGAAUACAGCGCGCACAGUCAACGGGCUUCUUUGACAACGUCAAGGGUAGAGGAGCGGCACUGCAGUACGACCCAGAAAUGAAGAACCCGCACCUGGAGACGGGUGAGGUGUUCAUGAACCGCAUCGUCAAGCGACAAGGCGCACUGCCUCCAUGGAUCGAGAUCCAGCAAGUAGCCGAUGCCGAUAUCCGUGGGUUCCGCUCGUUGCUUCUCGAGACCUAUACCCGACACCUGGUACGCGACAUUCUCAGCAAGAACAGCAUCGACCUUCUUCCGCCUCUACGCGCCAUCCCUGGGCGUGACGAGGUGUGGGAAGCACAACAUCGCAAGUUCCACGAAGAGAACAUCAAGCAGAUCAACAACCAGCUUCGUCGCAUGAACGCUCAGGCACCGAGCCCGUCCCGCAGGAGCCUGAUGUCACUGGAGAACGAGCUGAACAGGGUCCGAGGAGACGUUCUCCGAGACAAUGUCUGGAAAGAGCUGCACGAAAAGGUGGCCGAGAUUCGGGCAAUAGACGCCCGCGGUCCCCGCCGGCGCAACUCGAAGCUCCUCGAUGCGUUCAAUAACGUGAACAAUGGCGGUAACAACUUUGUGCAGCGUCUCGGUGCAUCAGCUGGCUCGUCAUCAGGAGGCUGGGGUAACGGCCCAGACGCCACCAUGCCGCACCACAACCCCAAUGCUGGUGGCGGUAUGGGCUUACUCGUCUUCGCUGGCGUCGGCAUCGGUGCCGUCGUUUACUACAAGACACAGGAGCCUACACGUAACGACGCUCCGGAGCCCGAGCCUGUCGUUGAACUCAUCCCCGUCCACGAGGAGGAGGAGGAAGUGCAAGACCGAUUCGUCGCGUCGUCCGUGUCGGAGGCACACUUCUCGCCGAUCCACUUUAUCAGGACGCACAUCAUCGAGCCCAUCCUCACGGUCGUCCGCUUCCUCCACCUCGCCCUUCUCUUUGGUCCUGUGAUCUUGACAUCACCGAUGCUGCUUGUCGGGUCGACAAAGCCGCGGAGGCAAGGGCCGAACUCUGCGCCACCCGAGGACAACUGGGGCGCGGUGUGGUGGUACGGUUUCCUCGUCGCGCAGAUGGAGCGUGCCGGACCGUCGUUCAUCAAGCUGGGCCAGUGGGCUGCGUCUCGCACCGACUUGUUCCCCGCGGCACUCUGUGAAAAGAUGUCCAAGCUGCACUCGAGUAACAACCCGCACCCAUUCAAGCACACCAAGAAGGUAAUCGAGACGGCGUUUGGUCUCAGCUUUGACGACAUCUUCGAAGAGUUUGAGCGCACGCCCAUAGGAUGUGGCGCGAUUGCGCAAGUCUACCGCGCCAAGCUCCGUCCCGAGAUUCUGACCAACACACGAUCCGAGGCCGAGCAGCUCGUCGAGGAGAUGGAGCUACAGAGCGGCGACAGACGGAUCGUGACCGAGGUCGCUAUCAAGGUCCUGCACCCGCGCGUGCGGAGGCUGAUUCGCCGUGACAUCGCCAUCAUGUCCGUCUUUGCCAACAUCAUCAACGCGUUCCCCGGCAUGGAGUGGAUCUCGCUCCCAGAGGAGGUUCAUGUCUUCGGCGACAUGAUGAACCAGCAGCUUGACCUACGCGUCGAGUCAUCCAAUCUCGAAAAGUUCAUUGCCAACUUCCGUUACCGCGGUAACUCGGUCACAUUCCCUCAGCCCAUCCACCUUGGCCGCAAUGGCACCGAACGAGCGAAGCAGGCUCGCCGGGAUGUGCUGAUCGAAGAGUACGAAGACGCCCUGCCGCUCAAGUACUUCCUGAAGAAUGGCGGCGGGCCUUUCGACGAGAAGAUCGCCAACAUUGGCCUCGACGCCUUCCUCAAGAUGCUUCUGCUAGACAACUGGACUCACGGAGAUCUGCAUCCGGGCAACAUCAUGGUUCGCUUUGUGCUGCCGGACACCACGGACCUGCUUCAGCCACUACUUAAGAGGUUUCAGCGGGCACCAGAAGUCGUCCCGCCGAUCCCCACCGAGUCGAUUUCCGAGACCUUACUCGUCCACGAGCUGCGUGACAUUGCAGACGACAAGGAGAAGUGGCUCGACCGGCUGGAGGAGCUCGAUAAGGAGGGAUACACGCCGCAGCUUGUCUUCAUCGACGCUGGCCUCGUCACCAGCCUCGACGCAACUAACCGGCGUAACUUCCUCGAUCUUUUCCAGGCGGUCGCCGAGUUUGACGGCUACAAGACGGGCAUGCUGAUGGUGGAGCGGUGCCGGCACCCAGAGCUCGCUAUCGACGUCGAGACCUUCGCUCUCAAGAUGCAGCACCUGAUCCUCAGCAUCAAGUCCAAGACCUUCUCCCUGGCCAAGAUCAAGAUCUCGGACAUCUUGACCGACGUGCUCUCCGCUGUGCGGACACACCACGUCAAGCUCGAGGGCGACUUUGUGAACACAGUCAUCUCGAUCCUGCUCCUCGAGGGCAUUGGGCGGCAGCUCGACCCCGACAUGGACCUGUUCAAGAGCGCGCUGCCAAUCCUCCGCCAGGUCGGCCGGCAGAUGAGCACACGCGAGGCCGUGACCAGUGUCGGCACGGGCAGUAUCUGGGCCAUGUUCAAGCUCUGGGUGUGGGCCGAGGCGCGGUCCGUUGCAGGCGAGGGGCGCGCGCUGGACGAGUGGAUCAAGUACGACUACCUCAGCCCCAACAUCUAGGGCAUAGACGGUACCAUAGACAUGUUGUGCGACUAGACAAGAACAUUGUAACAGGAGUGAAAGGAUGCACAUUGUGCAGGGUAA